AUGAGCGGGAGCUGGCAGAGCUGCUCUGAUCAGUCAUCACAGCGUGUGGCGGAGUGGGUUCGGGAGGUGUCACGCCAGCAGUCGACGACUCGGUCGAGCUCCUCGGGAGCACCAUGCUCGCGGGUAAUGCCCCCACCGCCGCAUCGUCCGUUACCGCGGUGUCGGCGAUCUGUCUCGGGCUCGGAGAAAACGCUGGCGCCCAAAAGAACGAUGCCGCCGCUGCGCCCAGGUGCACCAGUGCCACUCGAGCGCGUGGCGAUUAUCGUGCAUGGUGGUGCAUGGUCGAUACCGAACGACCGCACGGAUGCUUCGCUCGUUGGGGUUCGGCGGGCCGCCCUAGCGGGGCAUGCGUUCCUCUUACAACCAGAUAAUCACCACGCUGCGCUAGACGCCGUCGAGGCCGCUGUUAGGACCAUGGAAGACGAUCCCGUGUUUGACGCCGGCCGUGGAUCGGUUCUCAAUGAGGAUGGACAAAUUGAAAUGGAUGCCGGAAUCAUGGAGGGACGCUUCCUACGCUACGGUGCUGUGGCCGGCCUCAGCGGCUGCGUGCGUAAUCCGAUCUCUGUUGCUCGUGCUGUCAUGGAACGCACUGAGCAUUGCCUGCUCGUGGGCGCCGGCGCGGAUCGUUUUGCGCUGCAUUGCGCUGCUGAGGGCUUAGUGGAAGCUGUUCAGAAUGAGCGUGCCGAGCUGAUGACGCCGGAAGCGCUUGCCGAGUGGAAACGUCAUCGGCACUUUCGCUCCGCCGUUCGAGGUUGGUUUGGCGGCAGCUUCUCGACGGUGGCGUCGCGGCAUCCGUCAACGAAUGGGAGUCUGUCCCGAUCGAAAGCCCCCACAAGCAGAGAAAAAGCGGACUCUGGCAGUCGUUUUCGAUCAACAGGCACAGUGGAGCAGAGCCAAGUCGAGCCGUAUGCAAACCUGGGCCACGACACGGUCGGUGCAGUGGCGAUCGAUAACUUUGGUAAUGUUGCGGCCGCGACUUCCACUGGUGGCAUUACCUCCAAGAUGGUUGGUCGUGUGGGCGACGCGCCACUUAUCGGUUGUGGCUGCUACGGCGAUAACGCAAUCGGAGCAGUAUCGGCGACGGGGCACGGCGAAUCCAUCAUGCGCAUCAUGCUGGCAGCCCGCGUGUGCUCGCUGCUGCAGGCAGGCCUGAGUGCUCAAGAAGCUGCUCGCGAAGCGCUUCGCCAUAUGGACGCCCGCGUCGGAGGCCGUGGCGGCGUUAUUGUCGUUACCAAGAGCGGUGACCUUGGCGUCUCUUUCACCACGGAUCGCAUGGCCUGGGCCUCGAUCAGCGACGGUGUCAUGCGCUCAGGCAUCGACGAAGAUAUGAGCGAUUGCCUAGAGAGUCGCUUCAGAAAUGACUCGUCAUUCUCCCGAUAG
Molecule: messenger RNA, 1380 nt
Organism: Cyanidioschyzon merolae strain 10D
Lineage: Eukaryota; Rhodophyta; Bangiophyceae; Cyanidiales; Cyanidiaceae
Product: L-asparaginase
Exons: 1
Coding region: 1-1380 (459 amino acids)
Molecular function (GO): asparaginase activity
Source: RefSeq, a predicted model, not a curated record